GUACAAUACCGAACAUAUGUCAUUCCAUGCGCAUGUCUGACAAGCAGACUUCCAGGUUUUCCGGAAAAAUACUAAGCAAAAUCAGACUGUUAGACUUCUAGUUACACUUUUUAAUUGUGCAUUUCCGAGAAUAUGAAGAGACCUCGAAAUGCAGACUGUGCUAAAUUACGUCGACCAAUGAAACGAAACAAAAUAACUGAAGGAUUUUACGGGAGUACCUUCCUGUACAUGAAGUUUCUCAUGGUAUGGGCACUGGUCCUGAUGGCGGACUUUAUUCUUGAGUUCCGAUUCGAGUACCUCUGGCCAUUCUGGCUGCUAGUCCGGAGUGUGCAUGACUCCUUCAAGUUUCAAGGCCUGGCUUUCUCCGUGGUAUUUGUGAGCAUCGCUGUGACAUCGGACGUGAUCUGCUACCUGUUCAUACCUGUACAGUGGCUCUUCUUUGCCGCUAGCACAUAUGUAUGGGUGCAAUAUGUUUGGCACACAGAGCGCGGUAUCUGUCUGCCUACCGUGUCACUGUGGCUUCUCUUCGUCUACAUAGAGGCCUCUAUACGGCUCAGAGAACUGAAAAACUUGCCAUUCAACCUCGAUCUUUGUAGGCCUUUUGCUGCUCACUGUAUUGGAUACCCUGUUGUCACAUUAGGAUUUGGAUUCAAGACAUAUGUCUCAUAUAAAUUGCGCUUGCGCAAACAGAAAGAUGUACAGAAAGACAAUGAUUUUUAUUUUCAACUUAUACAACAAGCACUGCCUCCAGAGUUACAAAAUGUAGAAAAACUGAAAGCAAUACCUGCCAUUCCUGAAGAGGAAGAAAUCUCACAGCUCCCUGCAGAAACUAUAAAAGCACCCCCAGUUACAUCAUCAACAGCAGCAACAACGGCAGCUUCAACAGCAUCCGUCACACAGUCAUCAUCACCAAACCCAUCAAAAUCAACGGGCAAGGAUAAAGAGAAAUCAAAAGUCACAGAUGAUUUAGAGAUUGAUGAUGAUGCCCAGUAUAUUGAGCAAAAACAGGCGAACAAAGCCACCGAUAUAAACAGUUUUAACGAAAAUGCUGAAAAUUUUGCAAAUGAUCAACAAGCUAAAACUUACAAGCAGAAUGGAAUAAGCACGAAAGUCCAUAGUGUGAAAUUAAACAGUAAUGAAAAGAAAAGCUCUUCAAAGCCAAAGAAUUACAACAAACCUGAUAUAUCAUCAGCAGCAUUUGCCAACAACAGGGAUGAGUCUGCAUAUUUACAAAAGUUAGAAAAUGAUGUCAAGAGAUUGAAGAAUGACUUACAGACAAGUAGAAGCACAGAGUCCGAGCUGAAAUCUCAGAUCAACAGUUUUAUUCUGGGUGACAAGAACACACGGUCUGAACUAUAUCAGCUUCAGCAGGACAAUGAGAAUUUACAAAACAAACUUCACAAUUUGGUGACCUGCCGCCAGAAAGACAAGGAAAGUUUAUCUUCACUGGAGCGCAAGUUGACAGACGAGAAGAAAGCAAGAAGUGCUUUAGAACAACAGCUCGCCUCAGAACGGAAAGCAAAGAAGGCAGAGGACUCUGCAGCAGCCAGAGCUGUGGCCUUGGUCACCGCCAGGGGAGAAUGCUGUACAGACGUGUGCUUGUCCCGGCGUAGAGACACAGAGAACGAUCUACAGCAGUUAAAGUGGGAUCUGCAGAACAGAGAGGACAGGAUCAAACAGCUCGAGAAAGAGGUCCAGGUACGUAGUUAUUCACUGGCCCAGCUGAAAGAGCAGCAGACGGACACGGAGGUGUUGAUGUCUGCGCUGUCUGCCAUGCAGGACAAGACCCACCACCUGGAGAACAGCCUCUCUGCAGAGACCAGGCUUAAACUUGACCUUUUUUCAGCGCUCGGAGAGGCCAAGAGACAGAUGGACAUCUUACAGGGUUUAAUCCAGAUGCGUGACCAGGAGAUCGUGGACCUCAAGUCCAAAAUGUCCGAGGUGAUGGCCCUCAUGCCCCAGAACAUGGACGCCAUGUCAGGCUCCGGGAACUCCUCCCCCUCCCCCCUGUACUCCACGUCUUCUGUCUCCAAUCAACAGCUUCCACGAAGGAGCAUGGCAAACUAAAUCAGAAUUUACACCAGCAGCUGGAGAAUGGACACAUACCGAAAUCUAAAAUGAACCCCAAUGCUUUAAUGUUCACCCCGAAGUCGAUGUAGAAAGCACUGGUGCUGCUGCUGCUGUUGCUGCUGCUGCUAAAGACUAGAGGCUGACAAAGAUGCUAAGAAAUGUUUGAUCAUCCUACCAGAAACUGUUUAUGACCUUUGGGCCACUGAAACUGAAAUAUCUUACAUUUAUCUCAUCUUUUGUCUUUACUUACGGUUUGUUAAUGUUUUUCUUAAAAACAAUACAAACAAAAACUUUAAAAGCCUUUAAAAAAAAUAGCUUUGAUCAUUUUAACUAAAUUUGCAUCUUCAAAGUUUAGUACAUGUAAAUACAAAAUACUUGGCUUUUACUCUCUGCAACAUGUCAAUUAUGCAAGAAAUACAGACAAAAAUAACAAAGGAUUAUUAUUUAAAGAUAAGAUGCUUAUAAUAACUGCAAUAUUGCCCCUGUUUUUUGUCAGUGUUUGAAAGCUAAACUUUUGAAAAUUGAUUUCUGAAACUUACUGAGAUACAAAAUUAGAUUUUCAGCAAGUUUAUCAUGUUGUUACACUAUAAUACUCACUGGGGUUAGAACACUUGUAAAACCUUUGGUACUAUGUAUGAAACAUUUCUUUGCAAUUUCUUGCCAGAAGUUUUUAGUUCGCCUCUGAUUUUACGCCUUUGUUUUGAACCCAUUUUUGACUGUAAUGCAGCAGAAGACAUUGUUCGGCUCGUCACUUUCCCAGCAAAUGGAACAUAAUGUUCUUUUUAUAUGUUCUGAAACAAUGGCACUGCCAGCGGUUAAUACAUGUAGUUGAUAUGUUAAAGUAAUUGCAUCUGGAAUGAUGUGACACUUGUUUUUGCUUAUGUUUUAUAGUCGAACGUGCAUGGAGGUCAUGCAUAUCUCUUAAACGUCUUCAGUAUUUUGUUGUUAAGGUUUGAUUUUGUCAGUUUUGUAAGUGUUGUCAGUUUUGCUGGUGCAAAAGCCUUGACAUUUUUUAUUUCAGUCAAAUAAUGAAAUUAUAGUAAUUGUUUGCUAUUUAAAUGUUACGAGAGGUAACAUUACAACUUACAACAAAAGAGUUUUUUGUAUAUGAUUUCUUCUUCUUAAGUUCUGUCAUUAGUUUCAGGAACUUCUGUUUUGGCAGUUUAUAAAUGGCAAAGAAGGAAAAAUAGUGUUAAAGAACACAUAAAAUAAUCAUUGAAGCUAAAGCAAUGGCAUUUUCCUGUACUUCUUUAAUGAUUUUUUUUUAGUUUUUCAGUUAAGAUUUGUUUUCCUUAUAUCAAUAUACUCGUGGUUCUUGUCUGUGUUGUUGUAGUUUAAAUGUCUGUUUCCUAACAAUUUUUUAGCUAAGUAAUUAAGCAAUAGCAUUGUUCAGCUACCAGAAAAAUCAUAUAAAACUGAAAAGUUAAUAAUUCAUGGAAAGUCAGCUUUUUCAUGUGUAACGUUAUAUUUCUUGUUUGGUUUGAUGAUGAGUUGUUAGCAUGCAAGACAAACAUCCUAUAUAUGACCGUAAUGGCCAACUAUAUUACUGAAUAAUACAGCUGUUAUUUGUGAAAUUUAUUUUGUAACAGUGGGUCUGGUCUUUAUGUUAGAUAUUGGCCGUGUUCUGUGAAAAGGGGGUUUAAUGCAUGUCGGCACAGGCUAAUCAGGGACGAUACUUUCUGGCUAAACUUGAUUUUUGCUAAAAAGAUACUUUAUUAAAACAAAAAAUAUCAAACAAGGGGAAAGAGUUGCCCCUGAUUAGCCUGUGCAGACUGCACGGGCUAAUCUGGGAUGUCACUUUACGCACAUGCAAUAAACCCCUUUUUCAAAGUGCACAGCCCAUCUAAGUUUGUUGCGUUGGCAGUUUUGAGAAGAACAUGUCCAUAGGUUUUUAUUUCUUAACGAUUGACAAAACAAGAUUCUGCUAUUGACCCCAUCACUCACUUAACAGAAACCUACUUUAAUCUGAAUCUUAAAACAUCUGGGUUAUUUUUUUGUCAAAAGUACUCCAGAUGAUUGAACAAGAUGCUUUAUUUAUGUUGUUUCAGCAGUGGCUUCUAAUGUUUCAUCUUGAUAUUAAUAACUGAUAGCAAAUGACAUAACAGGAUGGUUCUUAAUUCUUAGUAUGCCCUUCGUCAUGUUAUGUAGAAACAGCCAAACUGUUCUACUAGACAACAGAGAACUGGGCCGUGCUCAGUGGAAAGGGGGUUUAAUGCAUGUGCGUUAAGUGUCGUCCCAGAUUAACCUGUGCGGUCUGUACAGGCUUAUCAGGGACGACACUUUCCGCCUAAACUGGAUUUUUGCUAAGAAGCAACUUUCUUUAAAGAAAAAUAUGUUAAAGCGGAAUGUCGUACCUGAUUAUCCUGUGCAGACUGCACAGUCUCAUCUUGGAAGACACUUUACCCACGUGCAUUAAACCCCCUUUUCACAGAGCAUCGCCCAUAUCUUUAUUAACUCACACAUGACAUCCAACUAUGUUGAGGGUCUUAUUGUGUUUGAAGUUGGACCAUAUGCAGGAAUGUGCUAUUGUUGAAACAAAUACCAUUACAGUUGUUCUUGUUUCCAUUCCUAUGGAUUUAUAUAUUCAUAAGCAGAGAGCAAAAAUAUGCAAUGUAUUGACUAAAAACAUAUUUAAGUUAUCAAAGCUACGUACAAUUGUUUAGUACCAAAAUGUUAUGCUCACUGAUGUUUCUGAAACCUGAUCAUUGCUUCAGUUGGUAUUUCGACUCUUUUUAGAAUGAAGCUUUUUACAUGGUAACAAAGUUUGUCACAUCAAUACUUUAUAAUCUUAACUGUUCAAUUUCGUGUUUGGUUUAGUAAAUUUAUUUACUGCUUUCACAAUUUGCUACAAGAACAGUUUAAACUUAAAACAAAACAGUUUAAAACUGCAUGCUGUGAACAUGAGGUUGGCCAUACUAAGUUUAUAAGUGACAAUAUUAUGAAGGUGUGAAUCACCUUACUCCUGGACUAGACUAGAAAUGAGGCUGUUGUUUCAAGAAUAAAGAACUGAAAGUG
Messenger RNA from Dreissena polymorpha, 5085 nucleotides. Its product is annotated as macoilin-like. Bases 133 to 2067 code for a protein of 644 amino acids. Gene Ontology annotation, cellular component: rough endoplasmic reticulum membrane. Gene Ontology annotation, biological process: neuronal signal transduction. The record is from RefSeq and is a predicted model, not a curated record. The transcript is spliced from 14 exons. NCBI's taxonomy places the organism in Eukaryota, Metazoa, Mollusca, Bivalvia, Myida, Dreissenidae.